Molecule: messenger RNA, 2280 nt
Organism: Colletotrichum graminicola M1.001
Lineage: Eukaryota; Fungi; Ascomycota; Sordariomycetes; Glomerellales; Glomerellaceae
Exons: 2
Coding region: 1-2280 (759 amino acids)
Biological process (GO): proteolysis
Molecular function (GO): cysteine-type peptidase activity
Source: RefSeq, a predicted model, not a curated record
AUGGCUACACAGAUGAUGGUUAAGAAUCUGAGCUCAGCCGAUCAGAAGACCCUGGAGAUCGAGAUCAAGACACAACGAAAUGCGCUCAAGCGCUCCAAGCACAAGGUCAACUGCAUCAAAGAGCUUGACAGCCUCUGGGGCUCCCGUGAUGCCUGGCUCCCGCCAAGGUACCGAAGCAAGCAGCAUGAGAUUCCAGGUAUGAACAUUGUUGUUAGUCUGCGUUCUAUUACCCAAAAGGCAAUAAAGCUUGGCGUUCCACUUUCAUCGCUCUGGGAAGAUAGGGGAGACCUCCUUGAAGCCGCCAAGCUGAUGUCUGGAAAUCAUCCUCCUAUCCUGACUGCUAGGUCUGCUGAGCUGGCAAACAGAGAUUUUUUCUGGCACCACAGCUCCGCCCAGGCGAAACAGCGUGCAGCCUCCAGAAACGAAGACUCCGAAAUGGAGGACCUACCGGCCCAGAUGUGCCGGCAUAUCACUGCCGAGCAGGACCCGCCAUCAUCGCCCUCGCCUCUCUGGAACCACGACAACGAUGACGGUGGCUUUAGAGGAGCUUUGGGUGGAUUUGCAGACCUGGGCUCAGACAACGAUAGUGACCUUGGCGGGGAAUUCCAGUUCAACGUGGCCGAUCUGUCGCUUGGCUCUCUAUCUGUGACGGAUGAGAAUCAGAUCCCCAUACCCGAGGCCACGCCCAGUAAUGCUGUCAUUAUUGAAGACGACGCCGGCGCCCAAGAUUUGCCCGCGCCUAUCAAAUUCACAAUCCCCACCCCAGACAUUAACGUCAUUGAUGUCACGGAUACAGACUUGGCCGUUGGCCCGCCUGGUCUUCAUCUCUUACCAUCCAGCGUCGCCCUGUUUCUGCGCAUCCAAGAGCAAUUGAGCAAUAACGUCUGCUUGCACGACGACGUCCUUUGGUACACGCUCUGGUCUGCGAUGCCAUCAGCGGGAGAGCUGGCGCAUCAGAAGAUCAUCCUGAUUGACCCACUCCUCCUCUCCAUCGACGCCUGGCUGCCUGAUGGAACGGGUCUGAAACUUCCCGAGAUUCUUCACCGGAAGCUUGAGCAGUGCACAAUUUACGCACCGGUUCAUCAUCGGGACAGUGGGCACUGGACCGCCGUGCAAGUUCUGGUAGGGGCAUCUCAUGUUGCUGUCAAUCACUUCGACCCUUUGUUCAGCGCCCGUCGCUCGGUCCGCGUAAAAAGACUACUUGACAUGUUGUUGCGAGAAGCUUGUCCCGGUAGCACAAUUGAGUUUGUAGAAGCUGCCUGCCCACAACAGCUCGACUCAGUCAGCUGCGGUGUCUACACCAUUGGCGUGAUUCGACGUCUUAUAGGCGGCAAAUGCAUCCCUAGACACAUGGACCAAGAAGAAGAGCGCAAGAGCCUGCUUGCCAUGCUGCCCGAUCAUCAAGCGCUACAAAACACGUUCGAUCAUGAGAGAGGAGCACGUCUUUAUCUACGCAAGGGCCGACUGGGAGUCAGACCAAUCUCUUCAAUCUCCAGUGACUCUGAAGCCUUCAGCCUCGAGGCGACCCGAGUCGGAAAGUCAUUGAUAGCCAUGGCACAGCGUCGCACACUUGUCAGACUUAGCUCACCAGGUAUGGCGCCCACCGACUCCCGACCAAGUCUACACCCGCCAGCCCAGACUCUGGACCUCGUGACUCACGGCCGUAAACGUAAACGGAUCUUGUCGUCAGAUGAGGAUGAUGACCGCCCUACCAAGCACGCUGCUCUGACUGACUGGGCGCUUGGGGUCAGCAAACAGGCCAGUGCAUUCGCCUGCUCGGACGAUGUUCUUGAGCAGACGAGAUGCAGGCUACUGUACACCAGGCACAAAGAGGCGGUUAGUGAAGCAAGGCUCCACGCGGCAAUUGCCAGAGUACACGAGACCAAAGCUGCUGUGGAGGAGAGCAACGAGAAAGUUGCUGCGACUGAGUUCCUUGACGCUGUCCAGCAAGCCGCAAGGAAGUCGGCAACUCUGAUUGCACAACAUAGCAGCAAUGCUUCGCAAUCCAAAAUUGCCGAAGCCAUAAAUGCGACCACAGUCCUACUGACAUCAGCUCUCCGGGGUACGGGGCCUAGUGCGGCAACAUCUGGCGAGGUGCACGAGGAACUGGCUCGAGCCAAGGAAGCGCUUCAGGGUGCCAUGGGCAGCGCGACGGCAGAAAUGCGGGCCUUACAGGCAAGCGCGGUGCGCAAGCGACAGGAUGAAGUGCUGGUGCGGCAGCAGGAGGGACUGCAGCUUGUGCGCGAUGGUCUUGCACAGAUACAAUCAUGGUCGGAGUGA